AUGCUCGCCAGGCUCCCCGCGGGUGCCGCGAAGUCCGUCGCCGGCCUCUCGGCGCACGCUCUGCGCCUUCCAACGUUGCCCGCGGCCUUUCGGUGCCGUGUCCGCUUUGCUUCGACCUCCUCCGCCUCUGGCUCCGCGUUCGAGUCCUUUGUCAACUCCCGCGCGACCCUUGCCUCCGCGACCCUCUUGACUGUCGGUUCCGUCGCGUGGUAUGCCAACCUCUACGGCACCCUCCCCUUCAUUGGCGAGGUCCACGCAAGCAGCGGUCUCGCCGAGGAGGGUCUACACUCCACCCACUACCCCUGGUCCCACUCCGGUUGGUUCGACUCUUUCGACCAUGCCAGCAUCCGGAGAGGCUACCAGGUCUACCGCGAGGUCUGCGCCGCCUGCCACUCGCUCGACCGCAUCGCCUGGCGCAAUCUUGUCGGCGUCUCGCACUCCGUCGACGAGACGAAGGCGUUGGCUGAGGAGGUCGAGUACGAGGACGGUCCCAACGACCAGGGUGAGAUGUUCCAGCGCCCAGGGAAGCUCUCCGACUACAUGCCCGCUCCUUACCCAACGAGGAGGCCGCGCGUGCUGGCAACGGCGGCCCGUCACGGCGGCGCGGACUACAUCUUCUCGCUCCUCACUGGGUACAGGGACCCCCCUGCUGGCUUUGAGAUCCGUGAGGGCAUGAACUACAACCCCUACUUCCCCGGCAACGCCAUCUCCAUGGCUCGUGUCCUCUUCGACGGCCUCGUCGAGUACGACGACGGCACUCCUGCCACCACUUCGCAGAUGGCUAAGGACGUCGUGACGUUCCUCAACUGGGCAGCGGAGCCUGAGCACGACGAGCGGAAGAAGGCGGGUAUCAAGGCGGUCAUCCUCUUCUCGACCCUCACUGCUAUUUCGCUGUAUGUCAAGCGCUUCAAGUGGUCGGUGAUCAAGUCGAGGAAGAUUUCAUACAACCCUCCCUCGGGUCACUAA
Molecule: messenger RNA, 966 nt
Organism: Epithele typhae
Lineage: Eukaryota; Fungi; Basidiomycota; Agaricomycetes; Polyporales; Epitheliaceae
Product: cytochrome C1 family-domain-containing protein
Exons: 8
Coding region: 1-966 (321 amino acids)
Biological process (GO): mitochondrial electron transport, ubiquinol to cytochrome c
Molecular function (GO): heme binding; electron transfer activity
Source: RefSeq, a predicted model, not a curated record